AUGCUGAACUCAAGCCUCCCACCCCCAUCGAGCUCGAAGGCCAACCCUUCCGGUGGGAAAGGAAAGAGACCCGCCACAGCUACAGCAGAAGCCCCCGAAAAGCCAGACUCAGCCAAAGGCUGGGCCCCAAGAUUAACCGGUUUUUAUUACGCCCUCGACGACCCCCCGUCCGACCACCCCUAG
Puccinia triticina is the source of this 183-nucleotide messenger RNA. RefSeq lists its product as uncharacterized. NCBI's taxonomy places the organism in Eukaryota, Fungi, Basidiomycota, Pucciniomycetes, Pucciniales, Pucciniaceae. The transcript has 2 exons. The coding region runs from base 1 to 183 and encodes 60 amino acids. The record is from RefSeq and is a predicted model, not a curated record.